CUAGUUAAAGCUGUUUUUUUUUGUUUCAGAGAGUUCUUAAAGGACAGUUUACUUAGAGUAAAUUUAAUGGCAGGAAAAUGAAACUUUUGUUAUGUAUCGUUGUUCUCAUUGGACUUGCCCAACAAGUUACUACCUCUGUCAGAACGGGCACCGAAGAACAAGCAAUGUGUCCAAAGCUACAUUCUGAAAGUUGCUGUGUAAAAGAAACAAAGCAGAACCCGUGCAAUACUGAUUAUCUAAACAAGCAGGACUACAGAGAACAGCGGUGUGAAACAUUGUUUAGACCAGCGCUCAACAUCCCCACCUUCUGGACACUACUUAACAAAUCAAAAAGCCACACGCUAGCACUGUUUAUGUUAACUUUGCUUCCCGGUUGCCUAGCAACAACUGCUGCGUUGCGCUAUUCCAUUUUUGGUGUUAUUUAAUUUUGUAUUUCACUUGUGCUAUUUAUUUUGUAUAAGUGCGUCUGAUAUAACAACGGUGAAAUUGACGUUUUA
Messenger RNA from Ciona intestinalis (vase tunicate), 497 nucleotides. RefSeq lists its product as uncharacterized. The record is from RefSeq and is a predicted model, not a curated record. NCBI's taxonomy places the organism in Eukaryota, Metazoa, Chordata, Ascidiacea, Phlebobranchia, Cionidae.